AUGGCAUUGAAUUGGGAUCGCGAGACGUCGGUCGGCGCCCUCGGAGCCAUGAAGAGCCACCGGGUUCCACGCUUCCGGGCGAUCUGCACGCGAUCGCUGGUAAAUUGCCGAUUCGAGCCUCAUGCCAAGAUCACGCGUCUCGGUCCCGACGCGCGGUCCGCGGCUUCGCCCACGCGGCAAGUCCCCCCUCUCUCUCCUUCGUCUGCAACAUCCCGUCUCCCAGCUGCGGGAACGGGCGUGGCGACCUGCGUCCCUUUCAUUUCUGUCGCAGAACGCGGCUCGCAGAAGCCCGCGAUCGGGGCCCAGCACAGGUUCUGGCGUGCCUCCGUCUUCGCAGCCGUGCGCGCGAUGCCGGCAUCGGCGAUUUUCGGUGCGCGCGCACUCAGAGUUGCCUCUUCGAGCGCAAUGCCUCUCAUCGCUGGCCUCUCGUCUCCUUUUGGCGAGGGGGCUGCAUUCAGAGGCUCGAAGGGCCCUGCGACCUCUGUGCCUUCCUCUGCUAAGCUCCUGUGGCGGGACGCUUCUGUGGCGAGCGCUGAGAUACCGCUGCAGCACCCUAACACCCUAUCUUCGGCAUUUUCGCCGCCUCGCACCUGCUGA
This is a messenger RNA of Heterobasidion irregulare TC 32-1, 597 nucleotides long. RefSeq lists its product as uncharacterized. The record is from RefSeq and is a predicted model, not a curated record. The coding region runs from base 1 to 597 and encodes 198 amino acids. NCBI's taxonomy places the organism in Eukaryota, Fungi, Basidiomycota, Agaricomycetes, Russulales, Bondarzewiaceae. The transcript is spliced from 2 exons.